This is a messenger RNA of Colletotrichum phormii, 1302 nucleotides long. RefSeq names its product ribonuclease H-like domain-containing protein. Gene Ontology annotation, molecular function: exonuclease activity; nucleic acid binding. The coding region runs from base 1 to 1302 and encodes 433 amino acids. NCBI's taxonomy places the organism in Eukaryota, Fungi, Ascomycota, Sordariomycetes, Glomerellales, Glomerellaceae. The transcript has 3 exons. The record is from RefSeq and is a predicted model, not a curated record. Gene Ontology annotation, cellular component: nucleus.
AUGGCUUUCUACCAGCAACCCCAGAACCCAUACGGGCCCCCGUCUCUCGUCAUCGAGCCAACCCAGAGCUACCUAUACCGCCUCCGAUCAAUGGCCCACCGCAAAGAUGUCCUCGUUAAGAGUGGCUUCAUCCUCAACCCACUAUCUGAGAGAGAUGUCGACGAUAAGAAGCGAUGCCGCAGAUGCAACCUCCGCUGCUCCAACAACAGGAACAAGUUCAAGUCGAUUGGGAAGGGUUCCCAAGCCGACGCCAAGUCCUCAUCCGCCCAGCCCAAGACCAAGACGUUCACCAGAUCUUCUUCCAUGGACGACGAGGAGCCUGAGGGCGCAAAGGCGGACGAGAAGCCCGCAAAGCCGGUCCUCAAGUGUCAAUACCACACCGGCCGCGUCAUCAACAUGCGCUGGAACUGCUGUAGAGUUCACGUGUCUGAGCCGGGCUGCACGUACGCCCCAGAGCACCUCGUCCGGACCUACCCCUCGGGCGAAGUCCACGCCCGCCACCAAUACCACAAGACCCCAACCCACGCCCUCUUGAACCUGGGAAUCGACACGGUGUCGUCCAGCCAGAGGGUGCCGCGCCGCGCCGUCGCCAUGGACUGCGAAAUGGGCGUCGCCUACGACGGCGAAUCCGAGCUCAUCCGCGUAACACUCAUCGACUACUUCACCUCGGAGAUCCUCCUCGAUAGCCUCGUCUACCCCCAGGUCCGCAUGGCGCACUACAACACGCGGUACUCGGGCGUCUCCCGCCCAGACAUGGAGGCUGCGAAAUCAAAGGGCAAGUGCAUCACCGGCGGGCUGGCCAACGUCCGGGCCGCGGUGUGGGAGUGGGUGAGCGCCGAGACCAUUGUCGUCGGACAUGCCGUCCACAACGACCUCGCCUCGCUGCGUUGGAUUCACCCCAAGGUGGUGGACUCUUUGAUCCUCGCUACUAACGUCCGGGCCGAGAUUGAGAGAUUGGAAGCGGAGGAGGAGAGGAGAGCCAAUAAGGAGGCUGCUGCUGACGGUGGUGGUGUCAAAUUGGAAGAGGAAGACCUCAUCUCCUUUGAUAAGCCCAAAGACUCGGAAAAGGCCAAUGAAGGAGGCAGUUCCACCGAGAAGAAGCCCCAGAAGCGCAAGACCGGUGGGCUCUCCCUCAAGGCGCUGACAUCCGAGAUGCUUGGUCGUGACAUUCAAAAGGGUAGGAUCGGUCACGACAGUCUGGAAGAUGCCUUGGCGUCGAGGGAUCUGGUGCACUGCUUCGUGGCCAAGAAGCUGGCAGAGUCGGCUGCGGAGGGUGGUCUGAUCAUUCCUGGUUUCUGGUGA